AAACAAACUGCUGCAGGCGUACACAGUGCGCGCGCAGACGAAACUUCAAUCAACUGUUACAUCUCAUUUUAAAAGAGUCUUGGAUGUAAAUAUAAAUGUGUGUUUGAGAUAAUGAAGUUAUUGUUAUUUUCUCUGUCAGCAAAAUGAUAAAUACGUAAAUUCCAUUGGAUUUUUAACAGUUAUUGGUUUUAUUUGUACAUAUUAAGUAGAAUAUCAACAAAGUGGAUUUAUACUUGAUUCUUAGAGCAUAAUUGCAUUUGAGGUUUUGAAGAUUAUUAAAAGACAUCACUUAUUAUAUUGUAUUGCAUCGGAAGAAAUAGUAAGAAGUUCUGAAAGCCAUGGCGUUAUUUCCGGCAAACAACACGUCUUUAGUUCUGGAAGAAUAUGUUACUAAUACUACUUUAUCAUUCCAAAUAAAUGAAAAUCUCGUGGUUUUACUUCCGGACAGUUUAGUGUAUUUCUAUCAUUUCUGUGUCACAUACGUUACGUUUAUAAUAUGGAUAAUUGCUUUCCCUUCAAAUAUCUUAAUUAUCAUUAUUUUGACUAAAAAGAAACAUAUUACGUCAUCAACUUGCGUGUACUUCCUGUCUUUAGCGUGUGCUGACUUAUGCGUCAAUUUCCGAACGCUAAAUUUCUGGCUGGUAAGGACAAAGCAAGUAACGUACACAACAGACUUUGAAUGCCAAAUAGAGAAAGGGUACCCACUCCUUGGAAUGCUUGCGUCAUCAUGGACACUGGCUACAAUAUCAUCGGAACGAAUGCUCUGUGUUGCGAUACCAUAUAAAAUGAAAGAUGUGUGCACAACGACCCUUGCGAGGGCAGUUGUGAUUGUUAUUUGGAGUAUUUCAUUAACCAUAGCUAUUAUGAAUGGAUGGUUCCAUCGAAUGGGCGUGACCGACUGUGAACUGAAAUAUGACCAUCGUGACAUUUUUAUAAAUCACAUUGCUUACCUGGAUUAUUUCCUCGAUGUUGUGAUUCCGUUUUUUAUCAUUUUCGUCAAUUCAGUUAUAACACUUAUUCGGCUUCGGUAUUGGAAAACAAGCACUUAUACAAGCCCAAAGGCCUUUGGAAAAUCGGUAACAGUUUUAGUGCUUUGUGUUAACACAAUAUUUUUUAUAACACAAGUACCUUACGGUAUUGUGUACCUAGUACAACAUGUGACAGCCGAUUCGGCGUCUGAACUCCGUAUGCUCUACUUACACUAUCUGGAAGGUAUACUGCUAGUUCUCAAAUAUGUAAAUUAUUCCGUAAAUUUCUAUAUCUACUUUAUGACUGCUUCAAAAUUUAGGAAAGAAACUCGAGAUGUUUUAUUUGUGUGUAAAAAUCGAGUUUUAACACUGUGUUCAAGAUCGAAGUGUUGCCAACAAUAGACAUUCAAAUAUAGAAAAAAUGCUGUUUUCGUAAAGUAAAGCACGUUGGAUAUUAAAAAUCGAGUUUUAUCACUGUGUUCAAGAUCAAAGUGCUGCCAACUGUUUACAAAAGACAUACAAAUAUAGAAAAAAAUGCUGUUUUCGUGAAGUAAAGCACGUUGGAUUAUAUAUUAUGUAACAUGUUCGCAAUGCAUUGUAGAAAAAAGUGGUAAAAAAGUGGUCAAUCGUUUGUUGAAUAAAGUUAUUAGAGCGAUUAUUCUUAUAAAGAAAAUUAAAAACUUUUAGCCUUGUGUAUAAAGUAUAGAAUAUGAUAAUUUUGCAGUUUUCAUUCAGUAAAGCUAUGCAUUUAUAAUCACUGAAGAAGUACACGAAAAAAAGGAAAGACAUAAGCAUUAAUUAUUACAAAGCGAUGUAGAAAUCAGAACCCGUGUGUGCUGCUUCAAGUAUACACUCCUUUUUCAAAUAUUAUCAGUGUAAUUAUUUCUAUUAAAUCGUUUAACCAUUUAUAACCUUCAAGUUGAACUCUUUUCGGCGAAAAUUUUGCCAUUCCGAUUUUAUUUUCGCAACAUAAGGCUUGUAACUAAUAUAAUAAUAUUAAUCAAUACAUGUAUAUAAAUCAAUGAAUGAUGUCAACAACUACAGAACAUUUUAAAAUUGGCACCUUUAUUACACCAAUUGAUCAAGUAUGUUAUAAGCAAAAAAGAAACCUAAGAAUUUCGAUACUUCAUUUGUUACAAAUACAAUGAUUGCCUUGGAUUGUAACUAAAAUGAUAAUGUUGAAGUGAAAUGAUCCAAUAAUGUAAUGCAAUAAAUAAUUCCUUUGAUAGGAUUUACAAUAAGACAACAAACCAAUAAGAAAUUACAUACGGAUUUUGGGUCAUGUGGGAGGUAC
Messenger RNA from Ruditapes philippinarum (Manila clam), 2262 nucleotides. Its product is annotated as thyrotropin-releasing hormone receptor-like. Lineage: Eukaryota; Metazoa; Mollusca; Bivalvia; Venerida; Veneridae. The transcript is spliced from 2 exons. The record is from RefSeq and is a predicted model, not a curated record. Gene Ontology annotation, biological process: G protein-coupled receptor signaling pathway. Gene Ontology annotation, molecular function: G protein-coupled receptor activity. Gene Ontology annotation, cellular component: plasma membrane. The coding region runs from base 339 to 1370 and encodes 343 amino acids.